CCGCUCGGGAUGAUCUCACACACACACACACACACACACACACACACACACACACACACGGCUGCGUCAAGUCAGACAGAAUCACACAGGCGCACAGCGGAAACACGACGUUCUGUCCUUCAAAUUAAAGUACAACGGACACGCAUUUGUAAGAUCUAAUCGAUGAGGCGCCUUAAUAACAGACAUGUGAUAUUGGUUGGGUUUAUGUCAUCGUGCGGAGAGUAAUUUAAGAUGCUAACUUCACAGUGUGAGCGUUUAAAUCAGUUAACAACGGCUUUUAUUUUAGAUUGAGCCACCGGAAGUGCUGUGUCCGCCUGGCGCUAGCUUCACACUGGUCCGCUCCGGCCCAGUCAAAACAAAGCAGUGUAGCAUGUAGCAGUGUAGCCGUGUAGCUGGCCUGCUGCGGUUAGCUAGCUGUAAACAUUCAGCGUUUAUUAUCUGAUAACUUAGUGGAAAAGUAAUUUCACUGCAUGCUGUUUUAUCACUUCGGGGUGGUUUGUUCGUGUCGUCAUCGCGGCGGUUGGUACCCUCGGCUGUUUUGUUUCGCGGGCUCGUCCCGUGGGUGUUUUUGUUGUGCUGGAAAUGGAGUCGGCUAACGUGAGAGCGCUGCUCGGCGGCCUGAGAGCGGCGGCGGGGAGCGGCUGAAAACACGGAGACGAGAUCAGAGAGGAGCCGAGAAGAGAAGCGGAGCGCGGAGGGCGUCGACACUAACGAGGAAGGCGGAUUCGGUAAAGCUCCAGGUCGGUCGGCUGGUGUCAUGGAGGAGUAGGCGUCUGCGCUCCUCCGACUGGAUCGACCGACCGACGGCUCGCCCUCACCGCGGAGGCUCACCAUGGCCCCGGGCUCUCUGGUGGCGGCCUGCCGCAGCCUGGCCCUCUCCACCUGGCUGCUCUCCUUCUGCUUCGUCCACCUGCUGUGCCUGGACUUCACCGUGGCCGAGCGGGAGGAGUGGUACACCGCCUUCGUCAACAUCACCUACGUGGACCCGGCCACCUCGGAGCUCCGCACCGAGAAGACGGAGUGCGGGCGGUACGGGGAGCACUCUCCGAAGCGGGACGCCAAGGGGGUGGUGGUCCUGCCCGCAGCCCCGCACGACCGCCAUGCCUGCGACCCCAACACCCGGUUCGCUGUGCCCGCACAGGCCGGGGCCUGGGUGGCGCUCAUAGCCCGGGGCAACUGCACCUACAAGGACAAGAUCCGCCACGCAGCAGCACACAACGCCUCGGCCGUGGUGAUCUUCAACGUGGGGUCUGCUAAUGCUAACGACACCAUCACGAUGCCCCAUCCAGGUACGGGCGAGGUCGUCGCCAUCAUGAUCCCGGAGCCAAAGGGCCGCGAGGUGGCGUCGCUGCUGGAGCGCAACGUGACGGUCACCAUGACGAUCACCAUCGGGACGAGGAACCUGCAGAAGUACGUCAGCCGGACGUCGGUGGUGUUCGUGUCCAUCUCCUUCAUCGUGCUGAUGAUCAUCUCGCUCGCCUGGCUCGUCUUCUACUACAUCCAGAGGUUCAGAUACGCCAACGCACGGGACCGGAACCAGCGGCGUCUCGGCGACGCGGCGAAGAAAGCCAUCAGCAAGCUGCAGGUCCGAACCAUCAGGAAGGGCGACCAGGAGACGGAGGCCGACUUUGACAACUGUGCCGUCUGCAUCGAAGGCUACAAGGCCAACGACGUGGUCCGGAUCCUGCCCUGCAGACAUUUGUUCCACAAGAGCUGCGUGGAUCCGUGGCUGCUGGAUCAUCGCACGUGUCCCAUGUGCAAGAUGAACAUCCUGAAAGCUCUCGGCAUCGCUCUGAACGCGGAUUGCUUGGACGACCUCCCGCUGGACUACGACCUGGCCCUGGGCGGCGUUGGUGGGGUCGGUGGGGUGGGCGUGGGCGGAGUCGGGGCUCUGGCGCUGGAGGCCGUGGUGUCCGGGGCGUCCAGCGACGGAACGCUGAGUGAGGGCGGCUCCUCGGUGGUGCUGGACCCCGGCGUGAGGCGGGUGGGACUCCCGCAGGACUACCAGGACCCCGACACCCUGAGAGACAGCCCAGUGACGGCCACCACAGACACACACACAGGCGAGCUGCAGCCGAUGGCGAGCAGCGCCUCGGUGGCGUCCCUGGUCAUCACCGUGGAAACGGGUCUCUCGGACGAGGAGGGGUCCAUGGAGCAGUCUCAGCUGGGGGACAAGUCCUGAGAGGAGCCCAACAGAACCGAACCAGAACCCCCCGGGGCCAAAACAGACCCAGAUCAGGUUCAGAUUAUACCAGACUGACACAGGACCUGGUUCUGGUCUUCACUGGGCUCUCUUCUCUUUCGGACGUGUGUGUUGGUUCUAAUCUGGACCUGGUUUGGCUUCGUUUUUAUUGUCUCCUCUUGGACCGGUUGGACCCAGGACCGGACCUGGGCUAACAUGGGUGUCUUCCAGUGUGUCUCACCUGUGGCUGUCCUCGGUCCGACCAGGUGGUUCUGAGGAUGUAAACCUGUUCGUGCUGUUUGUAGACGUAGACGACCCGACUUCUCUUCGGUCUCCUCAGCUGUUGUUACUCCUGAAGCGACGGAGAGGAAGUCCUUCAUCUUCAGAUAUCGUGGAUCUUUUUCUCGACGUUCGUCUCCUGAUGUGAUCGACUCAGACUCACCUGGAUUCAAACCGGGUCGACCUGGAAGACGUCAGCUGCCAAAAAAAGGAUCCAAACUCAUCUUCAUCAGCAAAACCUGUAGGAAUCACGACGAACGCUUCUGAAAGCCGGUGGUGUGUUUUUUAGCACGAGUCCAGUCGAAGAGUCGAGACUUACCUGCGUAUUUCUGCCUGUUCUGCUCCCUGUCUCGGGACGCUUGUGGAAUAUUCUCUCACCUGGUCUUCAGGUGGAGCGACUGAACAGAACCUGACAGAACUCGACAUGAGAACUGCUGAUCCUGGAACGAUUCCACGUGGUUACUUCAACUCUUUUUUUAAAUUGUUUGGCGCUGUUUUUCUAGACGUGUGUGACGUCUACGGUGACUGACUCUUGUUUUUUGGAAAGGAAGACUUUUAUUUUGAAAGGACACGCGCUCCACAUGAUUCGGACAUUUUAUUUUGGCAGUAUUACAGUUUGACUGCAGUAUUGAUCAGCGACGACAGUGUUUUAUUUCUUCUUCUCUUUCCGCCUGUCUGUAUAAAUCCAGGCGCCUUCUAUCUUUAAAAUACUCCGACAGUAUUUGGUUUGGACGCUUCCUGUCCUCGGAUGUUUUCCCUCGCAGGGUUCCUGGCGUCAAACGGAAACGCUCCUGACUGUUUGCAGGACUUCACAGACUAUAACUGAGGAAAGAGUUUGACGUAAUGUAGAAAUCACUACGACCACUGAGGCAGAUUCUGAGGUAAAAUGUGUGAAACUCGUUAACAAAUCUUCGCUGCACCGCCGUCUUUCAACAGUUUCUGUCAUUACGCGAUGAAAACCCUCCGCUGAGCAGACGCCGCACGCUUUUAUCCACCUCUUAUGUUUAAAUCGUUUAUGAUCUCACGGGACGUAACGACAAAUUAUCACCCCGAUCAGUUCAGAGUCGAGUUUAAGCAUUUUUUCCGAUCAGAGGAAUCUGUUGUUUUUUUGUUUCUUGUGUCCGUUUGAACGUAAAAGUAAGAAAGAACCCUAAAAUUAUUACAACAUCUCUGUCGAUCCUGAUCGUCACGUUUGCGUCCUCAACAUCACCAAAGGCCCCAACAGUCGUGUAAAUAAUGACGGGUUGAAACUCAAAGACCAACUGAAUACGCCUGAUGUGUCUCAUCAGGAUCCCUGAGAUAUUAAAGGAAAUGUUGGAAGGUGUCUGAUCGCACCACGUUAAAGAAAGACGUCACUUUGGAUGAGUUUCCUUUAUAGUGUUGUGAAAACCUGGCAAGAGAAAAUAACGAUUACUGCUCGUUGGACGUCGGUUCAUCGAGACAGACGGAUGUCAAUAAACGCUGAUUCAUUAAGUUGGUUUAAUUGCACUUUGUCAGGUUUAGAUUUCAUCGACAGGCUUCUCAGAUAUUAGUGUGAUUAUUUUUGCGAUGUUUCAAGUUUCUUUUCUGAGAGUUUGUAUCAAAAAGAAAACACGACCGUCUGUUCUAAACCGAACAGAGUUUAUUUGAGUUUUACUUGCGUCGAACUUUACGAACAAAGUGUUUUACAGCGAAGUCGGACUGUGGAGACGACUGACGACGAGUUCUGACGGUUGUCUUGUUUAACGUUCAGCAGAUUCGUCAGGGAUGAUCUGAAACGAGCGGAGAUGAUGGAGAACACGGUGUUCAUCGGAGCGUCCGGUGUCUGCUCAGCUGACGCUGGAGGUCGGACACAGUCUCCUCCUCAGUCUUCCGUCGUGUAGGAACCCUGUCCACGUCCAUCGUGUUGCCUUGUCGUGUUUCCUGUCCGUCCUCGCGUCCGUCACCGUGGCCUCGUGCUGCCAUGUUACAAACCUUGACCUUUAACUCUGACAAUCAAGGAUCAGAUCGUUCACUCGCUGGUUCUCUGGACUUCAGCGUUACUCAAACCUGCAUGUGUGUCACAUCUCCACCGUGUGAGACGAGGCGAGCGACGGCCUCCCGGCUGCAGCGAGCGUUGCUCAGCUCAGAGCGUGUAAAUAGAAAAGCGUGUCCACAGACUCACGACGCCGCGCGGCUUCGCAGGCGGUUUUGCCAAACCGGCGUGCGGCGGCGUCGCCGGGCGCCGGUGAAGCUUCCCGAAAACUAAGAGAGAUAAAGAUUGUCGUCUAUUUUGAUACCAGAGGAGACGUUUAUUUUUGUAACGAAGACACCCAGCAGCAGAGACUGACCCCUCCCCCUCCUCGCUUCACCUGCUGGUUCUCAAUGUGAUUGAGUAUUGAUCGGGCAGAUUAACUGUUGAUUACUUGUGUGAUUGUACAUACGCUCAGAACACCCCGAUGAUCUGAAUCUAAACUCUGAAGUUUGUCGGUGAACAUUCAGCGUUUGAUCGACGCCACUGGUUAAUAAAACGACCUGAGAGGAGUGAAGCUCGGUGACGACCGACGCUUCAGCAGAGCCGCAGCGAUCAGCUGACUCAUUGAUUAGUCGAUCAAAAGAAAAUUGAUCAGUUUGUCAAGCUGUGAAUUUAUUAUUUUUUAAAUCUGAUUUUGUUUGUUUCACCUUCAAAUUGAACAGAGACAUAAAAGCAGGAAGAUGGAAACACUUCAUCUUUAGAGAAUGAUUAGUUGAUUCAUCGAUUAAUAAACUGAGAAAAUUAAUUUGAUGGAUUUUAUUCUUUGGUUUUGUACAAAAGAAGUGAUUUAAAGACGUCACUAUGUGUUUCCAUCAAACUGUAGCAGAUGUUGGAACAAAAUGUCAAGAAGAAAAUUAGAAUUAAACAGAAGAAGACGGAGCAAGAAAAAGUUUAUGAUUCAUUCACCGAGUUUUUUGUUAUGAAACGAUUUGUUGAUAAUUACAGAAAAAAAUAUGAAAUUUUUCAAGUUCAAAGUCAAAAUUUUGUUGAGAAAAGUCAAAACUUGAUUUUUGUUUUUUACAGUUUCACUUUUUUUUAUGUUUCCACUUAAAUUUUUGUUAGUUAUACUCAAGUUGACAAUGCAGAUAAAAACAAGAUGGAAACUUCUAAUCAGUGUUUGAUUGAUUAAUUGAUUAGUCGAGCUGAAGAAAAUCGCCAAAAUCGUCAGUUUGAGCUUCUUGAAUGUGAAGAAUUUAUACUUUUCCUCGUCGUUUCAGACGUGACGAACAUUUUUCAAAGUUUUCUGACAUUUUACAGACUAAACGAUGAAUCAAUUAACCAUGAAAACUGUUUCAUUUCAUUUCACUUCUGAAACUGAAUCAAAGACACAAAAUAAUUAAACAUUGAGACCUUUUGAACGAGUUUGCAUUAACGUAACUUCGUUUUAAAAAUAAUUUGAACGACCUGCAGACUCGAUAUAAUCCGACAUCAACCCUCCAAAUUAAAUAAACCUCAGCGGCGACUGGAUGAAGACGCAGCGCUGCCGUCACUGACUUCACGUCCUCUCAGAGUCCAGAACGUCUUCGGUUGCUUCCUCACGUUCCUCCCAGUUCUCAGUUCAGUCAGUAGAACCUGGAACACUAGUUAAUUAACCUGCUGGGUCCUGAGAGUAAAUGUGCUGUAAUAUAUGAAUGAUGACGAUGGAUUUGUACGCCUUGUCUUGGCCAAUUUUCAGUGAAUAAUGUUUUAAUUAAAGUCACUUCUUUUGUGUUUUAUAAGCUUUAUUUUCAAGGGAUUUAAUUGAGUAUGGUGUUAUUUUCAUGUUUGCACUGUUUUCAUCCGCUCGAUUUGUUUGUGUGACUGCAAAUUCUGCCGCCGAGCUGAACUCGACCCGCGUCUGAUCCGUUUCUCUUGUUCUGCUGGUGGAGACUGAGGCUGCUGUGGCACGUCGGUCCCUCGUUAGGCUCGUUAGGCUCGUUAGGAACUCGUCUGUUAAUAAGCAAAGUGACGGAUUUAAAGUCUGACAUGUACGUCUGCCUGUGUUCAGAUCAAAUGUAACUUUUAAGAACUUUGACGUCUUUUGUUGGUUAUGUUUUUAAACUUUCUCUUCAGUGUUGUUACCCGAACCGCUAGCUACAGUUAGCCGUUAGCGUUACUAUGGUGAAAUUAAAUUGAACCCGUUAGUUAACGGACAGAAAGUGAUUCUUCUUAAGCAUCCAAGGUCGUGUAGAGAGUCGAUACCACUUGUUUAAAAUGAUAAAACAUCGUCCAAAGAGCUGAAAAACUAUGAAAAGAAAACAGAAAACAGAUCUUUUAUUCAGUUCUCCCUGAAUUUAUAAUCCAGUCUUCAUCUCCUCCUGAUGAUAGGAAGUCAGGUGACGUGUUGAAGAAACAUGAAACGUCUCCGUUCAGCUCGUCUGGAUCCAUAAAUGUUCUGAGAAGACGUUAUUUAUUUUCACCCUCAGCGUUCGAGCUCGUGCAGCUGAGCGCUAACACUGUUAGCGUAGCUGCUACAGUGACGUCAUCGUUAACACUUUAAAACUGUUUUUUUUUGGUUUUGUUUUUACGUCCGCAGCUUCUUCAACUCCUACAGCUGGUCUCAAGUGCAGUUUUGUCGCGCUGGUGUUUUAUUCUGAAGCGUUAAAUUCUGCAGUCGUGAGCUUUUAUUUUGUGUUUCUGACACUUAAAAUGUGACGACGCUUCGUAGGACAGAACUGGACUUAAAAAUAUAUAAUUUAUCAAAGAAGAACUUAUAAUUAUUAUGUUAAUUAUUAUUAUUAGGUGUUUUUAGAGGUGUUCGGUCAGCGGAUGUGGGACCCUCGUGUCACUGCCAGUAAUGACGUCUGAUUGGCUCUCUCCAGCGCGCCGCUCCCUGGAUGCUGUGUUCUGAUUGGUUGCUCAGCCUCUUUUGUUAAUAAUGCACUUUAACUCUGUUUCUCUGGAAGGUUCUGGACGAGUCUUUUGUUGCUUUUACUUCUAUUUUCUCACACUCACUUCUGUGUUUUCUCUCUCUUCUAUGUUUUUUUUUUGAGAUGUAAAAAAAAAAAAAGAAGUUAGUUGGUCCACAUUAAACUACAAAUCACGUGUUUGUAGUCCGACUGCCAUAUAUUUUGCCAUAUAUUGUGAUUUUUGUUCUCUCUCCUGAAGCAGGUGAAUCCUGAGCCACCUAAUCUGACUGAGAUUAUACACUUUAAUCCCAACAAAUGCAUUUCAGUAACUGCGGGAGGAUUUUAAUCACCGCAGAGAGAAAGUUCAGCUCCUUCCAGAGAGACGACGACAGAGACGAUCUGAUGUGUUUGUAGCGAUGUUAGCUCCUCUGCUACGUAACAACAGGGUGUGAAACGGUGUCGUGUGUGUUUCUACGGUAUUAAUUGUUUUACAGAGCGUCUGUUUGUGUGGUUGUCCUGUGCACGCAAACACAAAAGUACCGACAUACACACACGUGUAAAUACGAUGUUGUUUCUGUGUUUCAGUUGUUGCACGUGUUCUGAUGCAGGACAGAAUUUAAAUAAAAUUUUAUUGCAAGUUUUUGUUUUUAUUUUA
This is a messenger RNA of Acanthopagrus latus (yellowfin seabream), 7937 nucleotides long. RefSeq names its product RING finger protein 150-like. Bases 833 to 2182 code for a protein of 449 amino acids. The transcript has 6 exons. The record is from RefSeq and is a predicted model, not a curated record. Lineage: Eukaryota; Metazoa; Chordata; Actinopteri; Spariformes; Sparidae.